Molecule: messenger RNA, 3420 nt
Organism: Cotesia congregata
Lineage: Eukaryota; Metazoa; Arthropoda; Insecta; Hymenoptera; Braconidae
Source: the annotation of a GenBank genome assembly
AUGCAUAUUAUGUCGCCUACAGAUCGGGCGACAAGAUUACGAAGAAAAAGGACUGCAGCAGCUCUUCAAUGCUCUGAAGUAACCGUGAGCAAGUAUGUAAAGCGCGGAUUUUCCGGUGAACCAUUUGAAAGACCGGGAAAAACAAGGAAAAGGGUAUCGCCGAAGCGCCAUGUUUCUAACGAAGUAAAAGAGCAAAUUCGGCAGCUCAUUUACAAGUUCUGUGAUGAACGACGUCAUAUUACAUGCACUCAACUAUUAACUGAAGUAAGAAAAAAUAAUAUUUCGUUUUAUGGAGGAAGUGAAACUUUAAGAAAAGUUCUUAAGGAUAUCGGCUUCACGCACGUAAAACGUAAUAAUAAUCGAUAUCUGGUCGAGCAGCCAUAUGUAAUAGCUGCUCGUAUCGAAUUCCUAGGUAAAUAUAAGAAAAAUAUGGAUGCUCUCAAACUUAAGGACACUAAUUCUGUGGAGUUGGUUGAUCCUGCUAAAGCCACGGAUUCAGAGAAGUUGGUUGAUUCGACCAAUGACCCUAAUUCUGUGGAGUUGGUUGAUCCUGCUAAAGCCACAGAUUCUGAGAAGUUGGUUGAUUCUACCAAUGACACUGACCCUGAGAUGUCGGUCGAUCCUGCCAAAAAUAAUGACCCUGAGAUGUCGGUUGAUCCUGCCAAAAAUAAUGAUUCUGAGAAGUUGGUUGAUCCUGCCGAAGACGGUCGACCUUUCAUAUUCCUAGAUGAAACAUGGGUGUUUCGCUAUGGGACAGGAAAGACUCGAGAAUGGCAGGACUCCAGCCCUCGUAGUGUUUCUGUAAAGAAAGCGUCUAGCGGUCCAAGAUACAUUGUUUGCCAUGCAGGGGGCAGAAAUGGAUUCGUAGAUGGCGCCGGAUUGUUCGUUAAUUCUUCAAAAAAGAUUAAUCCUUUGGACGAUUAUCACGGAGCAAUGAAUGCCCAAACUUUCAAAGAAUGGUUUAAAACGAAACUGUUGCCAAAUUUGAAAGAACCGUCGAUAAUUGUGAUGGACAAUGCGUCCUACCACUCUUCGAAGGAGGAAGCACAACCAACAACCAACUGGAAUGUGCCAGAGAUUAAAGAGUGGUUAAAUAAAGAAGGCAUUCCAUAUGAUGAAAAUUUGAGGAAAAAAGAAUUGUUAGAGUUAUGUGUUUAUUAUAGAAAACCGACAGCAUAUGAAUUAGAUUCUCUGUGUGAGGGUACACCGCAUACAAUUUUAAGAUCUGCUCCUUAUUGCUAUUUUUACAAUCCCAUCGAAAAUGUAUGGGGACUCGCUAAAAGGUACUACGAUGCUCACUUAGCAUUCGGUGGAGAUUAUUCCGAAAAAAAAGCAGUGGAGACGUGGAACGAAGCUCUGGCUAGAGUAACUCCGCAAGUAUGGAAUGAGUGUGUUAAUCACACUGAAAAAAAGAUAAUAGAAGAUUAUCAACGUUUUUUUGUUGAAGGAGGUGCGAUCGAAAUAAUUGAUAAUCUCGCUCCAAUCGACGAUGAUCCCGAAGUGAAUGAUGACAAUGAUUCUCAGAGCCUUUCAGAAAUGCAAACAGUAUCUGAACUUGAUGAUGAUGAUGAUGUUGAACAGAAAAAUGAAACUGAUAAUUAUGAACCAAUGAAAAGUAAAUUUUCAGGAGAAAUCGGUGAUGUAUAUAAUGAUGAUAUCAUUGAUAAUGAAUGCGAUUACAUACUUGAGUCUUCAACUACACUAGAAAAUAAUCCUUUUGAAAACUAUCAUCAAGGAGAGAUAGGUAGUUUUGUAGAAAUUGACUCAUUACAGUACGAGAAUGAAGUGGAUGAUAAUCUUGAACAGUUAACUAAGGAUUCCAGUUUAACCGGAGAAUUAACCAUCAAUGUCACGGAGGAUGAUUUAAGUAGAGCAGUAAGAUCAAUUGCAAAUUUUAUUGAACCCAUUCCUCGUCCAAACCCAAUAGUUUUCGAGGAACAUGAUGUAAUUCAUAAAAUAUUGGAAAGAGCGAAUGAAACCACUCAAAUAACACUCGAUAUCGAAACCAAGAACUUAAAUUCAUCAUCGCUGCAGAAUCAUUCAAUCGAGGCUAUGUUAGAAGAAUAUAAGAUUGACAAGGAAAACAAGAAGGUCAAUGAACAUGAUAUAAAUAUGCGUAUUAAGUUGGAAGAUUUAGAAAGGCUAAAACCACCGCAAUGGCUGAAUGAUCAAGUCAUAAACUAUUAUUUCAAAAUUCUUGAAGAAAGAAAAGAUUCAGAAAUAUAUGUUUUUGACACAUAUUUUUAUCCUUCUUUAAAUAUUGGAAUUGAAAGGGUAAAAAAUCGUACUAAAAACGUUGACAUAUUCACAAAAACGUUUCUCUUCAUUCCCAUUCAUCUUGGGAACCAUUGGUGCCUGUGUGCUGUCAAUAUUCCAAAUGUAUCAAUAACAUAUUAUGAUAGCCUUAAGGGUACUAAUGACAAAUGUUUACAGAAAAUUGAAGGCUACUUAUUACAAGAAUUUAAGAUGGUACGACCAACUUCUGAUGGUCCAAAGAGAUGGAAAAAAAUACACGCAAAGGAUAUUGCAUUGCAAAACAAUGCAUACGAUUGCGGAGUAUUUAUUUGCUACUAUGCAAGCCAACUGUCAAAAGGAGAGCCAUUAAAUCUCAUAAACGGAUGUAACAUGAGCCCGUUCAGAGCCGAAAUAUUGUAUGACAUUUUGUCAAAAUUAAAAACCGAAGAGGAAUGUGCAAAGCGGAAAGACGAGCCUAUAAAGAAAGUUACUCCAGUAUAUGGAAGAUCGACAGUAACUCCUCGUAGUACCGAGAUUAAAACGAGUAUCCCGGAAGUUUACCUGCACCAAUCCGCUAAUUUUCACCAAGGUGAUAAAAAAUACUUUAAGCAUCAGCGAGCAGGCGUCCAAUGCACUGCUAUAGCGACUGUUGCAUGCAUUUUGUUACCGGCGAUAACUGUACGAACGAUAACUUCAGAAGAUUUGGAUAAAGUGUUGAUUUUUGGAGAUUUAUAUUAUCAAGAGUGCCGCAAUCAGCCUACAGUUAAAUCGGAUCUACUUAAUGUAGAAGAAUUAUUGCGAAAUUUAAGCAUUGGCAACGGAAUAGUAAAUUUCGAUGUACAUGACAUAAUGUUUGGCCAAUUUAAAAAUAACCAAUUACUUCAGGACACUAUUGACAAACAUUGUUUAACAAGCGCUGACGAAAACAUUAGCCAUACUGGUUUUUUAUUCAUUGGCAACGAUAAAACAGUAGCAUUUUUUAAAUGUAAAAAGGGUUUGAUUUGGUUAUUUAAUUCGCACGGAGUAGAUCAGAAUAACCAAUAUCCAUUUUGGAAUGAAAAUGAUCAAAAAGCUCGAUUAUUUAGAUGUGGAAAUUCGAAAGCUUUAGUAUCUUUGUUACUAACAGACUGUUUCAUGAUUCCCAUGAUUUUGUUUUCUUAUUCUCUAGUAGACACCGAGAAUUGA